AUGAUAAACAUUGUCAACAGCUUUCUGGCAGAGAGAACGUUCCAGGUCAACGUAGAAGGGCAUUUGUCGCCAGCACAUCCGCUGGAAAAUGGUGUGCCGCAGGGCUCAGUGCUCUCUGUGACACUAUUUCUCGUGGCUAUCCAACCCAUCUUCCGCGUGGUCCCGAACUCCGUACAAGUGUUGCUGUACGCCGAUGAUAUUCUGCUUCUUGUGUGGGGAAAGAAAGAACAGUCGCUCCUUCGGAAACUUCAGGCCGCAGUAGAAGCCGUCGAUAAAUGCCCUAACGUACGCCGUGAACCCAUGCAGGCGAUAAAGGUAGAUGGUGUAGCCGUUCCGACACAAACGCUGCUGAGAACGCUCGGUGUCACUCUCGAUCGAUCACUCAACUUUAAAGCGCAUUGUAAAAUGACGAAGAAGACGUGUGAAUCAAGGCUGCGUAUCUUGAAGAUGAUCGGUGCCAAGCUACCCCGUGGUCAACGCGCUUCUUUACUUCAAAUUGGGUCCGCAAUUGUUACCUCGCGACUCCUCUACGGUAUGGGACUUGUAAGCAGAGGAGGAGACGCCGUCAUCCAAACGCUCGCUCCUACAUACAACAGGAUGGUAAGGUUUGCAUCCGGUGCAUACGUCACGAGCCCAAUCGUAGCCAUAAUGGCAGAAGCUGGAGCCCUACCAUUCGACCUACUCGUUCUUCAAAAUAUAGCCCGGUUGGCCAUCCAUACGUUGGAAAAAAGCAAGGACAAUGCCGAUCUCCCCCUGGUACAUCGAGCAUCCGAACGUCUGACAGAGGUGAUCGGAAUCACUCUUCCAGCUAUUUGCACUCGUACACGUUUAGCUGCACGAAGAUGGUACGAACCCAAGCCCCAGAUCGUGUGGGACAUAAAAAGACGUGUGAAAGCUGGUGACCCCUCGGAAAUUGUUCGGCCUGCUUUUCAGGAGCUCCUAGCAGGUCGUUUCAACCGCUCAACUAUCGUCUACACGGAUGGCUCGAAAGACGACAAUGCAGUAGGUGUGGGAGUGUAUGGAGAAUACUUCCAACAAUCGGUUGGCCUUCCAUCGUCAUGCAGCGUCUUCUCGGCAGAAGCGUUUGCAAUCAAAACGGCGCUAGCAACACAUAACACGGUCAGUGAUUUGGUGGUUAUGUCUGACUCGGCCAGUUGCUUAUCGGCAUUAGAAGCUUGCACAUCGCAACACCCGUGGAUUCAGCAGAUUGAAAACAUGCUACGAGGCCGUCCAAUCAAGCUGUGCUGGAUUCCGGGUCAUGCUGGUAUCCAUGGCAACGAAGAGGCAGACCGCCUCGCUGGAGAAGCCAGAGGUAAUACCCCUUUGCAAGUAGCCGUUCCGGGAGCAGACGCGAACAACCGAAUGAAAACAGCUAUCCGAAAUCAAUGGUUCCGUCGAUGGUCUGCGUCCACUGAAGUAAAACUCCGCGAAGUUAAGUUCGACACAGGGAAGUGGACUGACUGCGAGAAUUCGGCCGAACAGCGAGUGCUUACCCGGCUUCGAAUAGGGCAUACCCGGCUAACACAUGACUUUCUGCUAAAGAAAACCUCACCACCAGUGUGCGACUGCUGUGGGAUCGUUGUAGAUGUCCGCCAUGUGAUCCUCCACUGCAGAAAGUACGACGACGUUAGAAGGAAGCACGAUAUCGAGUCGACUAGUCUGCGAGCAGCUCUGAGCAACGACAGGAAAAAUGAGGAGAGUAUGGUAAAAUUCCUCAAGGAAACUAACUUGUUUAAUAUGUUGUAA
Messenger RNA from Topomyia yanbarensis, 1746 nucleotides. RefSeq lists its product as uncharacterized. The transcript is spliced from 2 exons. NCBI's taxonomy places the organism in Eukaryota, Metazoa, Arthropoda, Insecta, Diptera, Culicidae. Gene Ontology annotation, molecular function: nucleic acid binding; RNA-DNA hybrid ribonuclease activity. Bases 1 to 1746 code for a protein of 581 amino acids. The record is from RefSeq and is a predicted model, not a curated record.